Sardina pilchardus (European sardine) is the source of this 2452-nucleotide messenger RNA. Its product is annotated as transmembrane protein 87A-like. The transcript is spliced from 20 exons. The record is from RefSeq and is a predicted model, not a curated record. The coding region runs from base 56 to 1714 and encodes 552 amino acids. Lineage: Eukaryota; Metazoa; Chordata; Actinopteri; Clupeiformes; Clupeidae. Gene Ontology annotation, biological process: retrograde transport, endosome to Golgi. Gene Ontology annotation, cellular component: Golgi cisterna membrane; Golgi apparatus.
UUUCCUGAAGUAGCCUACCCGGAAAUAAGGCGGAAUUGAUUUGUGUGAGGUGAAGAUGCCAUAUGUCACGCUGUACUUGUCAUGCCUCUUUUAUUUAAUAUUACACAUUCCCGGAGAUUAUGGAGCAGAAAUAUCAUUAUGGAACUUAGAAAUUACCCCGGAUGACCCUUCUGAAAUCUUCCGAAAAACACUCUAUGCUAACAGCACUAUCUUCAUGAACUUUACAAGUGAAAUGCCAUGUGAUGAAAACAGGACUUUCAACAUUUCUUGGUACCUUCGCUCGUCUGUUUGCUUCAAUGAAGUAUUCAACACUCCAGACGACAAGGCCAUGGAGAUUUGGAAGUUUGGAAGAACCACUAUGCUAAAGGAUGGCUGGAGCGGCCAUUACAGCGAAAGCUUCAUCUACUUUGACAGCUGCGCAGCUCUCUUCACACCUCAAGCAUAUUACAAAGAGUUUCCGCCAGCUCACUCUCUUGACAGUCCUACGGCUGGGAAUCAGAGUGACACAAUCACUUUUGAUGACAAACCAGCCAUUGGUGCUGUGGCCAAAGCAUGGUCAGACAGCCCUUACCUCUUCAUCGUGCAGAUCCAGAUGGGCCACCGUGAAGGUGAAGAGGAAAAGCCUAACAACAAUCAGGACAAAUAUUCUUUCUCAAUGACUGUUGAGAUGAAGGGUCCUCGGGAGUACUCGUCACCUGCUGACUGGCCCCUCAUGAUGUUCUACAUGGUCAUGUGCAUCGUGUAUGUGUUCUAUGGAGCUCUGUGGCUACUCUGGUCAGCCUGCUACUGGAGGGACCUGCUGAGGAUCCAGUUCUGGAUAAGUGCUGUCAUCAUUUUGGGAAUGCUGGAAAAGGCUGUGUUUUACUCCGAGUACCAGAGAAUUCGCUACUUUGGUGAUUAUGUUCAAGGCACAGUUAUAUUUGCUGAGCUGCUGUCUGCACUGAAGAGAACUCUGGCGCGAAUCCUGAUGCUUAUUUUCAGCCUUGGCUAUGGUAUUGUCAAGCCGAGGCUGGGGACCACGGUGCACCGGCUGGUGGCAGUAGGGCUGCUGUACCUGCUCUUCUCCUCUGUGGAGGGAGUCCUCAGGGUGACCGGGGGUUUCUAUGGCACCGUGGCACUGGUGGCCAAUCUCUCACUCUCACUCAUUGACUCUUGUGUCAUGUGGUGGAUCUACAUGAGUCUGUCCCAGACAACAAAACUUCUGAAGCUACGCAGAAAUGUAGUGAAGCUUUCUUUAUAUCGCCACUUCACCAACACACUCAUCUUUUCAGUGUUGGCUUCCAUUGUAUUUCUCAUCUGGACCACGAAAGUCUUCAAAUGUGUUGACUGCCAGACGGCUUGGAGGGACCUCUGGGUGGACGACGCCUUCUGGAGGCUUCUCUUCUCCAUCAUCUUGCUGGUCAUUAUGGUGCUGCUGCGGCCCUCAGUCAACAGCCAGAGGUUCUCCCAUUCUCCUCUCAUAGACGAGGAGGAUGACGAAGAGGAAGACGAAGCCAAAGAACCCAUGUUAAGCACAGCUUUUGAGGGCAUGAAGAUGAGAGGCACGAAGCAGGAGACCAAUGGCUCCCAGAAGCUUCUCAGUAAAGAGGAUGAAGACCUCAAGUGGGCGGAGGAGAACAUUCCAACAUCGAUGGCUGAUGUAGCCCUUCCUGUUAUGUUGGAUGAGGAGGAGGACAUUCAGAAAACUAUAAUGGAAAGAUCAAAAAUGGAAUAGAGAUGGGGAAGGAGUGAAGCACAAGUACACUGGACGACUGUAGAUGUCAUGUGGUCUGCCUGCCUGGUGCUUGGACAUAUUACUGUUUAGAUGCAUAUGAUUAGCAUCUGGGGGGUAUUCCAAGUGCAUGGUUUAGUGACAAACCUGAGUUACGUUAACUCAGAGUAAGUGGUUAAACCUCCUAAUAGAAGAGCUGUAUGGCUUAAUUUGCCUAACAGAACAAUGCCAUCGGGCUCUUGUUGUAGGAGGUUUACCACUUACUCUGAGUUAAGUUACUCAGGUUUUUCACUAAACCAUGUACUUGGAAUACCCCCCUGGUCUUUUGGUUUGUAUAUAUGGUACAGCAAUGCUGUAGAGUCAGCGUUGCCAUGUAAGUUCACUUCAGAAUCAACUGCUGAGAUUUUACUUACUUGAGCCUGAGUAUGCCUUAUCUGGUUUGCAACAUCUUGUAUUCAUAGUCACUCAUAAGAUUGUACAUUAUUGGUGCGCCAUGCAUGUACUGUGUUUUAUUGAUUAAUGUCACUUUCCCCAUCACAAUUCCCCUAUUCCUUUCCAUGCCAAAUACUUUUUUUGUGCAAUCUAUUACAGGGAUGGUCAAUAAGUUAUUUAUUUAAGUCUUAAAUGGGAAGUAUAGGGAUAGGAUAUUUAUGGGCUAAUGAAGUUUAAUGUUUAAUGUUUUUGCGUUGAAGUUUCUUUGUGUGUUUUUUUGGGGGUAAUUAAACUUUGUAUCAAAUGCUA